Messenger RNA from Nematostella vectensis (starlet sea anemone), 2218 nucleotides. RefSeq names its product homeobox protein araucan. The record is from RefSeq and is a predicted model, not a curated record. The coding region runs from base 318 to 1673 and encodes 451 amino acids. Gene Ontology annotation, biological process: neuron differentiation; cell development; regulation of transcription by RNA polymerase II. Gene Ontology annotation, molecular function: DNA-binding transcription factor activity, RNA polymerase II-specific; RNA polymerase II cis-regulatory region sequence-specific DNA binding. The transcript is spliced from 7 exons. Gene Ontology annotation, cellular component: nucleus. NCBI's taxonomy places the organism in Eukaryota, Metazoa, Cnidaria, Anthozoa, Actiniaria, Edwardsiidae.
CCGAUCACCAUGUCACAUGUGACACAUUUGACGGCGCGGUUUGUAAGGGACAAGAUGAGGCGAUUGUGACUACUGUUGGCAUCACAGUCGCACUAAAAUUCGCUUCAAGGACUUUACGAAUUCGCGCAAGGAACCGCUAAGCCGUGGCUCCUAAGUUUGGCGCUCCGAAGCGCCUAUACUCAGCCUGGUUUAGGCUUUGAUCACCGGACGUAAUUCGCUUGGAUUUACAGACCGAUAAUUUAUUUAAUUCUGAAGUGGUCCGAAUUGAAUCUGUUUACUAAGUCCCAGCCGAUCUUGAUGUUAUUACCACACUAAAGAUGGCUGAUUCGACGACGUCUAAACUUCCCUGCUCUCAAUUCGGCUGCUCGUAUCCAUCUCAGUUGAUGUUACACGGAGCUGGCAAUUCGUGUUGUGAUUCGGUACGCCAGGUCCACGACGGUAUGCCUGGUCAUUCUGUCUGCCCGUGCCAAUUCGACAGGGUCUUACAGCAUCGUGUGGCAUCAGUUCCUGUUAGUGUUCUACCGAGACCUGCGUUCGGGGAGGCAGGGUUUUCCUUGGGCAGCGGGACGGGAUUGUCAGCAUUUUACUCGCCAUUGGCACGAGCGUGUGACAUGAAGGAUUCGACUCAGCCUUGGAGGGACUCUUGGUAUCUAUCACAGGCCUCUCGCGCGCCGUUUGAGCUACACGGUUUCGAUCCUCACACUCACCCGGCCUGUACGAGAUUUGCAGAAAGAUUUUCUCCUAUCGAUCUCGCGGCUGCGGGCGCGCGGCGCAAAAAUGCGACCAGAGAAACGACAAGCACACUAAAAGCGUGGCUCUUCGAACACAGAAAGAACCCUUACCCGACAAAGGGAGAAAAAAUAAUGCUGGCGAUAUUGACAAAGAUGACACUGACGCAAGUUUCGACAUGGUUUGCCAACGCCAGACGCAGACUGAAGAAAGAAAAUAAAAUGACUUGGUCGCCGAGAAAUAGAUGUGGCGAAAAGAAAGACGGGGUGGAUGGUAGCGACAUCGAUGACGAUGGAGAUCUAGAUAUUACCAGUGACGACGAGGAAAAGCCCUCUGAAAAUCACGAUGAGAAAGUUCAUAUUCAAGAGAACGAGACAGAGAACAAUGAAAAGAUAAGUGUAAUCGAUGAAGCAGAGGAUAAAAAAGAAUCCGACUCGACGCGGGACAGAGAAAGCCCUCCGCGAGAGGAUACCAAACGUCCCAACAUAAUCACAUCUUUAGUAGAUACGACAAAUCAAACGCAUUCUCUGCCCAAAUCUAUUCCUUCAGCCAUCCUCAUCUCUACAGCUCAAAACCAUGUCCUGGAUUCCCCAGUGAAAAGCUUAAGAAAGUGGGUAGAUGGAUGCUUUUACACAGCACCCGUGGCCAGCUACAUGGAAUCGAGUGGAGUGGCCGGUAAACCACUUCCAUCUACACCAAAGCAAAGAACUUCAACAGAAAUUCCAGUUAUCACUUCAGCUCCAAGCUCACAAAGUGCCGAAAAGCCUGAAAGAAGAACUAGCGGUGAAAGCAAAGAGACACGACCGCGUAGUCCUGUUGAAAAAGUAAAAGAAGAGGAACCGGCAAAAGCGUCCUUCAGACCUCCCGAGCCAAGGAGUUCAGAGGCUACCGACUACCGAGAGUUCGACGCAGCGUUGGCUUUGACGACGCUUUCUUCGCGAUAGAGAAUCGCGCUGGAAACCGAAUGCUAUGCCAGAAGAAAACAAUAAAAGAGACAAAGAAGCUUUAGAGAGCUGGGCUUUCUUAGGUGUUCAAAAUUAAGAAAAUAGUUUAGUGUACAGAGUGAUUUUAUUUGUUAUAGUGGGUUUAACUCACGGAUUCGAAAAUUGUAAAAACACGAAUUGUUAAACUGUAUCGAGUGCUCUUAUGGUAUCAAAUACCAUUUCGAUUUAGAGAAUUAGGUUUGUGAAUUAAAGUAAGUGUUUGUUUUCUUCAGUCAAGGCUAUGAAGUUUUUUUUUUUUUUUUAUUUUGACAAGGUCGGGAAACUUUAGAAGAUUCCUUAUCGCCGAAAACCUGAUUGCGUUGACGUGAAAUUGUUCCAUUUGAACAAUAAUAAUUGUAUUAGUCGCGCUUUUUAGCGAGCAAAUGUUGUAAGAAGCGUUUGUAAAAAAAGAUUUUGCCACGGAAAAUGCACCAGAAGUCUUAAUUGAGAGUUGUUAUUUGUAGAUAGAAGGAACGUAAUUUUGAAAUAAAAACAGCUUGAAUAAA